CCAAUCUGUUUUUUCGGAGAAUCCACAGAUCCAUAUUCCAAACCCACCACCCGAUUCUAUUUAGCCCCCAAAUCCUACCAUUUUCCCCAUUAGGGUUUACCAAAAUCCUGUCACAAUGUCAGCCGAUUCCGCGCCGCCGGUGGAUCAGAUGUUGGCCGUGGCCCUAAACGACGCCGUGGAAGAGGCCCAAUUCUCUCAGCGGGUCCUGAUCCGAAGCAUCAUUGGUCGCCCCGACGGCGGCGCGGCGCUGGCCGGGCGGACGGUGAGGGUUGGCGGCUGGGUGAAGACUGGGCGAGAGCAGGGGAAGGGCUCGUUCGCGUUUUUGGAGCUUAACGACGGGUCGUGCGCCGCCAACCUCCAGGUCAUCGUCGACGCCGCCGUGGCGCCGCUCGGCCAGCUCGUGCCCACCGGCACGUGCGUCCACGUGGAGGGCCUGCUGAAGGCACCUCCGGAGGGGACGAAGCAGAAGAUCGAGCUUAGGGUUCAGAAAGUUCUCGAUGUUGGGUCUGUGGAUCCGGCCAAAUACCCAUUGCCUAAGACCCGGCUAACUCUUGAGUUUCUGAGAGACUUUGUCCAUCUCCGGCCCAGAACUAACACGAUUUCUGCAGUUGCUCGCAUCCGUAAUGCUCUGGCCUAUGCAACCCAUACAUUCUUCCAGAAACACGGGUUUCUUUACAUCCACACUCCAAUAAUCACCACUAGUGACUGUGAAGGUGCUGGUGAAAUGUUCCAAGUUACAACCUUAAUUAAUGAUGCAGAAAAGUUGGAGAAGGAGUUGAUUAAGAAUCCUCCUCCCUCCGAAUCUGAGGUGGAAGCUGCCAGACUACUUGUCAAGGAGAAAGGAGAAGCUGUUGCUCAACUAAAAUCAGCCAAAUCAAGCAAGGAGGCAAUUAGUGCUGCUGUUGUUGAACUAACAAAAGCUAAAGAGAAUCUCUCAAAACUGGAAGAGAGAUUUAAGCUUAAACCUGGUAUACCUAAAAAGGAUGGGAAGAUUGAUUACUCCCAAGAUUUCUUUGCCCGGCAAGCAUUUUUGACUGUUUCUGGACAGCUUCAAGUUGAAACUUUUGCAUGUGCCCUUAGUAGUGUCUAUACGUUUGGUCCAACUUUUCGAGCUGAACACUCGCAUACUUCAAGGCAUCUGGCAGAGUUCUGGAUGGUGGAGCCUGAAAUAGCAUUUGCUGAUCUUGAGGAUGACAUGAACUGUGCGGAGGCAUAUGUGAAAUUCUUAUGUCAGUGGUUACUUGAUAAUUGCCGUGAUGAUAUGGAAUUUAUGGUCAAAAACUUUGAUAAGAGUGCCAUUGAUCGUCUAAGCAUGGUUGCUUCAUCCAACUUUGUCCGCCUUUCUUACACAGAAGCAGUUGCAAUUCUUGAGGAAGCAUCCAAAGAGAGACAGUUUGAGAACAAGGUGGAGUGGGGGAUUGAUUUGGCAUCUGAACAUGAACGGUACUUGACUGAAGUGAAAUUCAAAUCUCCUGUCAUUGUGUAUAAUUAUCCAAAAGGGAUUAAAGCAUUCUAUAUGAAGGUCAAUGCUGACAACAAGACUGUAGCUGCAAUGGAUGUGCUUGUACCGAAGGUGGGAGAGCUGAUUGGAGGAAGCCAGAGGGAAGAGUGUUAUGAUGUCAUCAAAGAAAGGAUACUGGAGAUGGAGCUGCCUCUUGAACCAUAUGAGUGGUACCUUGACCUUCGGCGCUAUGGCACUGUGAAGCAUAGUGGGUUUGGCUUAGGAUUUGAACGGAUGAUUCUCUUCGCCACUGGGAUUGACAACAUCAGAGAUGUGAUUCCCUUCCCUAGAUACCCAGGAAGAGCAGAUCUGUGAUUUAUAAUAGAAGUAUAAUAUCAAUAGCUUCUUUUCUUUCAUGCCACAUUGCUGAGUUAACUAAUUUGUUCUGAAAAAGCCAUUUAAGGCAUAACCGUUACGCUAUUUUGUCCCAAAAGCUAUUGAAUAUAGAAAAGCAUUGUAUGCCAUUUUAUAGUUUGUAAUGACAGUUCUGUGGACUUCAUUCGGCCCAAGAUUUAGCUAUAUCCUUCAGUUUAUGGCCUGUCUUGGGCGCGGAAUAGCUUUGGUUAUUGGUUUAUUGUGUUUA
This is a messenger RNA of Diospyros lotus (date-plum), 2084 nucleotides long. Its product is annotated as asparagine--tRNA ligase, cytoplasmic 1-like. The coding region runs from base 116 to 1816 and encodes 566 amino acids. The record is from RefSeq and is a predicted model, not a curated record. The transcript has 6 exons. Gene Ontology annotation, cellular component: mitochondrion. Gene Ontology annotation, molecular function: ATP binding; nucleic acid binding; asparagine-tRNA ligase activity. Gene Ontology annotation, biological process: asparaginyl-tRNA aminoacylation. Lineage: Eukaryota; Viridiplantae; Streptophyta; Magnoliopsida; Ericales; Ebenaceae.